CAUACAGAACAUAUCACGUUGAGGAAGCCCCUAAGCCCAAUCCUCCUAUAAUGAGAAUUUGUAAUGGAGAGACUAAAGAAUCUUUUUGUCUUCGCUAUAUUUUUGACAGCAAGUGUUUUCCUACAUCAGGGCUGUAGCUUUAACCUGGAUUUGACUAAUUAUGUAGAACUUUCUGGGCCAGAAGGAAGUUACUUUGGAUUUUCUGUGGACUUUUUGCAAGCACAGAACCAAAAUGUAAGUGUUAUAGUGGGUGCACCAAGAGACGAUGUUGGGACAGAACGCGGUGGCUCUGUAUUUUCCUGUCCUUGGGAUUCAACUAAACGAGCAUGUCAAAAACUGAAGUUCGAUGAAACAGGUGAUGUAAAUAUCACACUUGAUAUUAUGAUCCUUAAAGCCCAUAAAUCAAACCAGUGGUUGGGAGCCACAGUACGGACCUAUGAUAGCUAUGUCUUGGCUUGUGCUCCAUUAUUCCACUGGAAUGUGAUUCAGGACAAAGAUGAGGCCAUGAACACGCCAGUGGGAAACUGUCAGUUACUGGAUAUGUUAACUGGAAAUAUAGCAAACUACGCCCCCUGUAGGGGUUUUGAAGUGGAGCAUAAUUACCAAAGUAAAAGAGGAGUUCAAGACAGACGCUACUGUGAAGCAGGAUUUAGCUCGGACAUCACUAAGGAUGGUAAUGUGCUUCUUGGUGCUCCUGGUGGCUUUUACUUUCAAGGUCAGAUCAUUUCGGCAUCUCUCCAAAACAUUAUGUCCCUUGGCAGGACGUACAUUCCAAGCCUUGAAAGUGAGACACAAUCCAGUGAGAUGUACAACCAGUAUGACCUUUAUCUGGGGUACUCGGUGGCAGUAGGUCAUUUCAAUGCUGACAAAAUCACAGACUUUGUAGCCAGCCUCCCACUUGACCUAAACUCAGUUGGUUCUGUCAAAAUCUAUGAUGGAGCUCCUAAAUUCUACCUUAAAUUCAUGAUGUCUCUAACCGGCACUCAAGUAGCUUCCUAUUAUGGCCACAGUGUUGCUGUGACUGAUAUAAACAGUGAUGGGAGGGAUGAUAUCUUGGUCGGCGCUCCUCUCUUUAUGGAGCACUUGUCUACACAUAAGCUGCGUGAGGUCGGGCAAGUGUACGUUUACCUGCAGAAUGAAGUCCAUCGCUUUUCCCCAAAGCCUGACCAGACUUUAACAGGCACCCACACUUAUGGACGUUUUGGCCUAACUAUUGCUCCUUUAGGAGACAUCAACCAUGACGGCUACAAUGAUGUGGCUGUCGGGGCACCGGGUUCUGGUGAAGGGGGUUUGGUGUUCAUAUAUAUGGGACAGAGUGAUGGUUUGAACCCGCAGUAUGCCCAAGUCAUCAAGAGCCCCUUCCAGUCUCCUACACCAACAUUCGGUUUUAGUAUAAGAGGAGGCACCGACAUUGACAACAACGGAUAUCCAGAUGUUAUUGUUGGUUCAUGGGGAGCAGAUAAGGUUGCUGUGUACAGAUCAAAAGCUGUAGUGAUGACAAAAGCCCAGCUUUCCUUUCAACCUGAUUUUCUACAGCCUGAUGAAAAAUUAUGUCAACUGCAUGACAGUCCCAUCUCCUGCUUUAAUAUCACGAUGUGCAUUAGUGUAUCUGGGUACAGAAUACUAGAGGAAAUUGUGUUGAAUGCAGAGCUCCAGCUGGAUAAAAUGAAGCCAAAUGUGGCGAGACGGACCUUCCUUCUGGACUCUCAGCAGCCAUACAGCAACUUUCAGCUCACUAUUAGGAGAGACAUAGGAAAAUCUUGUAGAAACUUCACUGCAUACUUACUGUCCGAGUUCAAGGACAAGCUGAGCCCCAUCCUUAUCUCACUGAACUACAGCCUGGCCAACCCCCAUGAAGCAAUGUUACAUGGACUAAAUGUUGUAGUCGAACAGACACAGAUUGUUCUUGACUGCGGUGAUGAUAACAUCUGCAUCCCUGAAUUGAUUCUUUCAGCCAUGGCUCGCACAGAUCCUCUUCUGAUUGGUGAUGAGAACCCAGCUCUCCUGAUCAUCACUGCUGAGAAUCGUGGUGAAGGAGCAUAUGAGACCGAACUGUAUGUCCGUCUUCCACCUCAAACACACUACCAGGGUGUAUUAAGUGAUGAGGAGGGCUUUAGUCCUCUUCUUUGUGGUCCGAAAAAAGAUAAUGGUACUGUCAUUGUGGUGUGUGAACUGGGCAACCCAAUGAAAGCUAAGCAGAAGAUUAUGGCAGGUCUGUAUUUCAGCAUGGGUGGUCUAGAGGAGGUCGAGACCCAUGCGUUAUUCCAUUUACAAAUUAAAAGCAAGAACAGUCAGAACCCAGACAGCAAUACAGUGGAAGUGAGGAUCAAUGUUCAGGCUGUGGCUCUGCUGGAGAUGCGGGGAGCCUCCUCUCCUUCCGAGUGCGUCCUGCCAAUUGCCAACUGGGAACCAAAGAUUGUUCCAGUAAAUUUGGAUGAUCUCGGCCCCAUUGUAGAACAUGUUUAUGAGUUAAGUAAUAAAGGGCCAAGUACAGUCAACGCUAAACUGGAGAUCCAGUUCCCUAUACUGCAGAAUGGCUCCUAUAUACUCUAUGUGUAUGCGAAUGCUUCAGAGGAGCUCCUGGCGUGCAGCACAGACCCUUCGCAAAUCGAUCCAUUUGGGCUUGCAACACCAGAGUUCGAUAAUAUUACUCUGAUGCCUGUUCACCAUUUUAACAAGCGGGAAGUGGAGCAGGAGGGCCAGAAUGAACAGAAAGAACAGGCGCAGCCUGAGCAGCACCACAGCGGACCUGUGCAUGUGAAUUGCUCCACUGAGACAUGUGUGGUGUUCACCUGUGAGGCUCCAGCACUGCAAAGGAAUGCCAGAGCCAUAGUGAGAGUGACAGCACGCUUGUCGGUUUCUCAUUUCUUACAGUCGCCUUAUGUGAACUAUGUCCUCUGGUCUACUGCACGUUAUGAGGUAGUAAGCAUGAUGUCCAAGAUCCAGCCAAGCAUCUUGCCUAGUGGACAAGCUGAAACGAACACCUCUGUGGUGUGGAGGAAUCCUGACGGGCCGGAAAACGUGCCAGUGUGGUGGAUUGUGGUGUCCAUAAUUGCUGGCCUCCUACUCCUGGCUUUGCUAAGCUUCAUUUUCUGGAAGAUGGGAUUUUUCAAGCGCAACCGCCCACCAACUGAUAAUGACAGUGAUGAUACCGCUCAUGAGCCGAAAGCAGAGCAGUCAGAGUAUGCUGAUGUCUUGCUAGACCAGUCGUAAAAUGAUUACUGCAAAUUCAAAGCAUAUAUCAAAUGGUACAUUUUAUUGUGUAAAUGGGUAUCCUGCCAUUCAAAAGCUUGUGUGUUUAAUGAUU
Clarias gariepinus (North African catfish) is the source of this 3307-nucleotide messenger RNA. It is a transcript of the gene itga2b, whose product is annotated as integrin, alpha 2b. Gene Ontology annotation, biological process: cell-cell adhesion; integrin-mediated signaling pathway; cell-matrix adhesion. Gene Ontology annotation, molecular function: integrin binding. Lineage: Eukaryota; Metazoa; Chordata; Actinopteri; Siluriformes; Clariidae. The record is from RefSeq and is a predicted model, not a curated record. Gene Ontology annotation, cellular component: external side of plasma membrane; integrin complex. Bases 64 to 3213 code for a protein of 1049 amino acids. The transcript has 30 exons.